UAACUAAUAAUACAAAUACUUUAUAUACAAAUAUAAACCCAAUGUAUAGCCAAUUGAUUUGAAAAAUCUAUGGAUCAAACACUAGUUGAUGACAACUAUUGGUUCAUUCAAUUGGCGACCAAUUUAUUAAGUUAUUCACUAAUAUUAUUACCGUCGGCACUGUUGGUCUAUUUGGUCAACAAUGGUCUAUGUCAUCGAUCGGUCAGCGACAACUAUUUGGUCAAAUUGUUUGUCUACGGCGGCAGCGGCGGCGGCGGGACCACCAAUAAGGACAUCCACAACAAUAUCAUCGGCGAUAACGAUGACGACGAUAAUGACAGACUAUUGCCCGUAACUAUCGAUACGGCCGUCAAUAAUGGUCGUCAACAGCAAAACAAAUUGACCAAAUGGUGGUCACAGUUUGGCGGCCGACGGGCAACACUUAUGCUCUACUGUUUCGCUGGUCUUCAGGUUUCGUAUCUCAGUUGGGGUUUACUUCAGGAGAAGAUAAUGACCACUGAAUACACGUUUCACUACAAUAUAUUGAAUGUAGAUGACAUUAAUCAUCCGUCAAAUAGUGGACUAAAUCCAACCAUCAAAUCAUCGACAUAUCACCAGAAGUUUACAAACUCACAGUUUCUUGUAUUAGUCAAUAGGGUUCUGGCAUUUAUUAUAGCAUUUGUGGCGUUAAAUAUCAGACAACGGUCCCCAACUAAUAGGUCCCGAUAUGGUGGCGGUCAGCCACCGCUUCAUCAAUAUAUCUACUGUUCCCUAUCAAACAUAUUGAGCAGUUGGUGUCAGUACGAGGCACUCAAGUUUGUCAGUUUUCCCACUCAGGUGCUGUCCAAGGCCUGUAAGAUAAUGCCAGUGAUGCUGAUGUCGCAGCUGAUUGGCGGCAAAAAGUAUCGUACAGUCGAGUACUUGUUCGCCAUUUCCAUAUCGUUUGGUAUGACAUUGUUUCUAUGGACCGAUCGAUCGGCUAACGCAUCGCACGCCGCCGCCGCCGCACACCACUCAUCUGCGGAUGCAGCGCCAUUGGCCAGUGAAUCGGGUUCGGGUCAGCAAUACUAUGGCGGUCUAUUGAUACUAAUAUUGUAUCUGACAUUCGACUCUUUUACAUCCAACUGGCAGACCGUCCUAUUCGACAAAUACAAGAUGUCUACACUGCAUAUGAUGGCCGGCGUUAACUUCUUUUCAAUACUGUUAACAUCGACGUCACUACUAGAACAGGGAGAUCUCGGACCAGCCUUCCAGAUGGUCGUCAACAAUACCAGUCUGCUAACCGAUUGUCUACUAUUAUCAAUGUUUUCGGCUGCCGGCCAACUGUUUGUCUUCUAUACGAUUUCGACAUUCGGUGCACUAGUAUUUGUUACUAUUAUGACACUCAGACAGGCCAUAGCCAUACUAUUAUCCUGUAUAGUCUACAAUCAUUCACUGGCACCUGUAGGUCUCAUUGGUAUUAUUAUUGUUUUUGCCACACUUUUUACGCAAAUCUAUUGGAAAUCCAAAUCAAAAGGCAAAAGAUGA
Molecule: messenger RNA, 1506 nt
Organism: Oppia nitens
Lineage: Eukaryota; Metazoa; Arthropoda; Arachnida; Sarcoptiformes; Oppiidae
Gene: sll
Product: adenosine 3'-phospho 5'-phosphosulfate transporter 1-like
Exons: 4
Coding region: 70-1506 (478 amino acids)
Biological process (GO): transmembrane transport
Cellular component (GO): endoplasmic reticulum membrane; Golgi membrane
Molecular function (GO): 3'-phosphoadenosine 5'-phosphosulfate transmembrane transporter activity
Source: RefSeq, a predicted model, not a curated record